Molecule: messenger RNA, 1723 nt
Organism: Vidua macroura (Pin-tailed whydah)
Lineage: Eukaryota; Metazoa; Chordata; Aves; Passeriformes; Viduidae
Gene: PSMD10
Product: proteasome 26S subunit, non-ATPase 10
Exons: 5
Coding region: 22-702 (226 amino acids)
Molecular function (GO): protein binding
Source: RefSeq, a predicted model, not a curated record
GCGGGGUGGCGCGGGGGCAGCAUGGAGGGCGCGGUGUCGGACGUGGCCGUGUGUAACCUGGCGUUCGCGGGGCGCCUCGAGGAGCUGCGGGCGCUGCUGCUCCGCGACAGGGCCCAGGCCACGCGGGCCGACCAGGAUCACCGCACCGCGCUGCACUGGGCCUGCUCGGCGGGACACACGGACGUCGCAGACCUGCUCCUCGGGCUCGGCGUGCCUGUGAACGAUAAGGACGAUGCUGGUUGGACUCCCCUGCACAUUGCUGCUUCAGCAGGCCGUGAUGAAAUUGUGAAAGCCCUCAUUGCUAAGGGUGCUCAUGUAAAUGCUGUGAAUCAGAAUGGCUGCACCCCCCUGCAUUAUGCAGCCUCCAAAAAUAAGCAGGAGAUUGCAAUCAUGCUUUUGGAGAACGGAGCAGAUCCGGAUGCAACAGAUCAUUUUGAAUCCACCCCGUUACACAGAGCGGCAGCCAAAGGAAACCUAAAAAUGGUCCAGAUCCUUGUGCAGCACAAUGCCACUUUGGAUAUACGGGACUCUGAAGGGAAUACUCCUCUUCAUUUAGCCUGCGACGAAGAGAGAGUGGAGGAGGCAAAGCUGCUGGUGUCUCAUGGUGCAAGUAUUCACAUUGAGAAUAAAGAAGAGCUGACCCCUCUGAAAGUGGCAAAGGGUGGCCUGGGAGCCAUCCUUAAAAGAAUGGUGGAAGGCUAGAGGGGGCUUCCCACUUGAGUCUCUCUCCUGUUGCACUUCUACUUAGGAUUGCAAAAUUCAUGUUUUGAUAGCUCAUCUGGGAUGUCACGUAUGGUAUCAGCAUGGUAAUGAAAUGUUUUUAUUGAAGCUGUCCUUCAAGUGCAGUGCCAAAACAAGUCUUUGUACUUCCUGUUAAUUAAAAUAGUUCACUGAUUUUAAAGUAUUUUUCAAUAUCUUGCAGUUUUCUUUCAGUUUACAGUGUGAUGUGUAUAAAUGUGGUAUUCCUUCUACUUCAGAUCUUAGUUUAGAAUUAUUUCUUUCAAGAAACAGGACCAAAAAUGUUUUAACCAUUUAAAGCCAAUUUUUGUUUUCUUCUAGAGUCUUUGUUUUUUCUCUUAGCCUUUGUGAUUUGUGUGUGGGGUUUUGUCUGUGUUUUGUAGGUACUGAUUGUCUUUCUCCAGAUGAUUCUAAGCUACACUGUAUUUCUCUUUGUAGAAUGCAGUUUGCUUAGUUACUUAGAUAAUUGUAUCCAUUUUGCAACUCGUGGUGUAUUAAGUGAAAUCUGAGUGUUUAAACCUGUUCUGUAACUGGUUGUUAUCCUGUUUUUCUCUGAGUCUUUAAAUACAUGUAUUUGAUGAAGUGCCCUGGACUGCUUGCAGAAUGCAGGCCCAGUUUCAGGGUUCUCUCUGCAAAUACACUGUUUUAUCAUGGAUGGCUCUGGAUACUCCUCUGGGAUGUACUUUGACUUUAAUAUUUUUCUUGUUCCUUUUGUAGGUUUCUCUUUCUGUUUUCUUUUACUCCCAUUUGCAGCACUGACACUUGUAGUUUACCAUAUUAUUUUAUGACAGAAGCCUGGUUUAAAGUUUUAUUUACUCAUAGCAAAUCCUGAUAUUAAGUUAUUACAAGGCAGAGCUAACAAGAUAGAGCCUGAAAAGUGCCCUCCUGUCCUGAAGUUGUUAAGAUAAUUUUUGGCACCAGUGGAUAGAUUUCCCCUUGAAUAAAGAAUGAAAUUCUGUGAAAUAAAGAACUUUCCUAAACAGCA